UGUGAUGAGACCCGUGCCAAUUUACGAAACGGAGUACCUUGAUAUGACAGAUUGCAUCGGGAGACGAGAGUUAGUAACGCGUGAAGAAAUGAACACAUGGGACAUUGUAGCUUUCUGGGGUCAAAAUCAGGACAAGAUAUACGACCUGUAUAACAAAGUAGGAUAUGACGGUAACGGAAUCAACAUGUUAGAGCAACUGUUCAAAGUUCACCAAUAUCAGGGUUUCUACGAGUUGGUCCAAGAAAAAGCUCUGACUGUUUACGAAGAUAUUCUAAAACAAGGACACGACUUGAUCUGGAAGAGCAAAAUGUUUUGGAGUAUGGACAGUGUGAGAGCUCUAGCUGGAUCCCCAUGA
Molecule: messenger RNA, 355 nt
Organism: Bolinopsis microptera
Lineage: Eukaryota; Metazoa; Ctenophora; Tentaculata; Lobata; Bolinopsidae
Exons: 5
Coding region: 5-355 (116 amino acids)
Source: RefSeq, a predicted model, not a curated record